This is a messenger RNA of Anguilla rostrata (American eel), 2969 nucleotides long. RefSeq names its product heat shock transcription factor 2 binding protein (gene hsf2bp). The coding region runs from base 657 to 1712 and encodes 351 amino acids. The record is from RefSeq and is a predicted model, not a curated record. The transcript has 7 exons. Gene Ontology annotation, cellular component: cytosol. NCBI's taxonomy places the organism in Eukaryota, Metazoa, Chordata, Actinopteri, Anguilliformes, Anguillidae.
UUUCAUCCACUGGGAAGUUAACCCAGUGUGGUGAAAUGCGCCCGAUAGAGAAAAGGGAACUGAAAGUAAUGUUUGCAAUGCUGUUCUUUCGGCUUUUCUGAAAGUCUACUGACGUUAAAACUGACUGUGAAACCAUUCUGAGUUUGUUGUUCCCUUAUACUAUCCAUAUCACAAACUUUAUGCACCGUCCUCAUCUAACAAACAAACAUCCUCAUAGAGCUUAUACGGUUCUGCAUAUAAAAUGGAAUGUUUCUCACGCAUUAAUCACCCUGGUUACCGUUCAGAAAUUAAUAAUUUAUUAAUUAUUAACUCCAGCCAGCAGGGUGCGCAGUGACAUUUCACUCGUACUGUAACCAGCACGGCCCGAACAGUUCGUUAGGCGCGGGUUUAGGCAAAAACCGAAACUUUCUCCGAAACAUUAACCUAGGAAAUGUAUACACUUUGACCGUGCAUAAAAUGAGACCAAAUGUAAAUUGCUGAUAGUAUACGUUAAGCAUUUAUAGUUCUGUUAUCUUGAAACCUGGUUUGAGAUAUCGUUUAAUAAUACAGCAACUGUCGAAAUUGAAUUAAAUGAAGAGCUAGAUAGCUAGCUAGCUAACAGUCCAGAGCACUUGGGCCCACGUCACUUUUUAUUCGAUUUAACUUAGCUCACAUUAAUGUCACUCAAGGAAGACUAUGUCAGAGUCCGAAAAAGAGAUCUGGAAAGGUUAACAACUGAAGUCAUGCAGCUGCGCGAGUUUUUGCCUAAAGUCCUCAAUGGGGAUCUAAUUGAAUUGCUCCACAAAGCGCGGGCUGCCGAAACACUGAAGGCCUGCAAUGAGCAGGAUCAGCUGAGACAGGAGUGCCAGAAUCUCCGCUCAAGACUGGAUGCUGCUCAGAGCCAGGCUGAGGGAGAGAGGGAGGAGAAGCUGAUCCUCAGAGAGCAGCUGUGGGAGAGCCGGGAGCAGCUGCGGCAGCAGGCGGAGUUCUGCACAGAGCUGGGAGCGGCGGCCUGCACACUCCUCUGGAGCGUCUCCAGCAAGGAGGCGGCCGUGACGGACAUGCUGGCCGACGGUAAGCUGGGUCCUUUCCUGGCAGUAGCAGGCCAGACUCUGGAAAGCUUUGUGAAGUCUCUGGGGGAGGAUGGGAAGAUGGAGCAGCGGGACCUCUGUUCCCAUGACAACCAGUUUGUCCUGGCGCUGGCUGGAGUCAUCACCAACAUUGCAGCGGUGACAUGUGGGCGAGACUUCCUGGCUUCCUCCGCCCCUGUGCUGCUGGACACGCUGACACAGCUUCUGGGCAUGAUGAAGCCAGGGGCUUGCUCCAAGUUAAAAGUGUUAAUGUUGAUGGCUCUUUAUAAUGUGUGUGUGUGUUUGAAGAUGGUCAGGUUUAUUCUGAGUGGAGAGACCCUUUUUAAACGUUUAAUUUUGCUCUUUCCUCUCCUGGGAGACGGGGACUGGGAGGUGUGCCUCCACGCCCUGCGUCUGCUGCAGUCGCUAGCGCUGGAGGAGGCGGGGCUAGCCCCAGCGCUGAGAGAGCGCCUCCCCCUGGCCCGGAUACGCCAGCUCUCCUCCAGCCCCCACGCCACCCUGCGGCAGGCUGCCCAGGACAUGCUGGAGGACCUGCGCCACCUCACCCCAGCUCAGCAGGCCCCGGAGAGCGGACAGCGCCCCCUACAGGAACCCACCCCACACUGUAGGGGAGAGAGCCCGUGGGGUGGCAAAACCACAUAAAAACACGGUCUAUUCGGUUUGUUCUCUGCACACGGUUCAAGGCAGUGCACUGUGCUGUUUGCUGCACUGUUUGCUUGCAGUAAUGCAUUAUUAUUUCAUACUUAAUGUGCAGGUGCAGUUCCACCUCAUUGGGUUGCUGUGUAUUUGUUAUGGUCAUAAAGGAAACCCUUAUAGUUUCCCUCUGGGAUCAUUCUCAUACACUGCUAUAAGUUGCGAUUGUGAUUGCAUUCCUUGCCUCAUGUUUUCAAUAAUGAGGGUUGCAUUUGUAUAAUUAGUUAUGAUAAGUUAUAUUUUUUAUAAUUUGUUAUUAUAAUAUAAUAUUUGUGAAAACAAGUGGAGUUCCUAUCUGAAUACAAUAAAAAGUUUUAAAAAAAUCUUAUUAUUACUUAGACUAUGCUUGUGUUAAAGGUUCAUUUCAGAGUUUGUAAAACAUGGACUAUUUUUCAUUGGCUAGCUGGUAGAGAGAGGAGAAUGUGUUAGAUGCAGCACACCCUGAUAGUGCACACAGUAGAGGUUGCUGGUAAAGAUAUUUUUCACUGUUGUCUCAUUGGCAUCCAAAGACACUCUGUGGCAGUUGGGAUGCUUCACAAAUACAGAUCACAUUAAAACAAACAAGUGGGCACUUGUCUUUUUUUAAUUUAACAGCUUUAUUGACUUUUUUAGGAGACUUUUCAGGUUCUCGGGUGCCAGAAAAUCAGUUUGACAGGGCAAAGACUACAGGACAGGAAGGAUUUUAAUGACAAAAAAAGAAGGAUUUGGGUGAGUUGACAAAGCCAGGUGGAUGAAUGCUCUCGGUGGUGGUAAAUGCUCUCUGUGGUGAAUGGCUUAGCGUGAGCCUAAAUCAGAGCUCAAUCUCUCCUCGUCUCUGUCUUGGGUUCGAAGCGCGGCUCGUUCUUCACACACAUCAUUUUAUGCAGAGGAAGACCGGAAGCUAGCUAGCGUGUGAGAACGCUGCGUCUUCCCCAGAGUUAGAGUUUUUCUGGGCUCUGGAUGUUGUGUUUGUGUGGUGCGGCUAGCGUGUGGUCUCUUUAUAGUCAGCGACAGAGAGAGUUUCUUGGGUGAGGGAGAGGGUGAUUCAGCGCUGUGGACACCUCAGUAUCCGUUCUGUUUUCCCAUCAGAUCUAUGACUUCCAUUCGCUUGUCUUUCUCGGUUUUUUUUUUUGGCACCAGCCUUCCUCCACCCAGCCUAGAAAUAAAUUAUAAUAACCCUAAUUAUAUUGAUAAUACAAUAGUAAUAUGACCAAAAGCAGAAUAAAA